Molecule: messenger RNA, 1521 nt
Organism: Lottia gigantea (owl limpet)
Lineage: Eukaryota; Metazoa; Mollusca; Gastropoda; Lottiidae
Exons: 3
Coding region: 1-1521 (506 amino acids)
Molecular function (GO): protein binding
Source: RefSeq, a predicted model, not a curated record
AUGGAGGAAAAUAUUUUUGAUAUAAUUCGGAAGAAUUCUGUGAAGAAGAUAAAAGUUGCUCUGGGUACCGGACUCGAUGUCAAUCAACGAAAUGAGAGAAAAGAGACGCCGUUAUUAGCAUGUGUAAUGCACGUGAAGGAUGUGGGAUGUGUGACCCAGUUAUUAAAUGCGGGAUCUGAUAUCAACGAUCAAAAUGAACGUGGACAAACUGCUUUAAUCUAUGCCAGUAUUCUCAACAAACUUCAAAUGCUGUCUGUUUUAUUGAAACAGAAUGCUGUAGAUGUCAACAAAACAGAUGCUGAUGGUAAUACUGCUCUGAUGUAUGCCUGUGCUCUGGGACAUGCGGAAGUUGUGUCCAGAUUAUUCCAGUCGCAUGAACUCGGGGAACAUAUUUUAGACUUGGAUAUCAAGAACAACGACAGAAUGACUGCUUUGGAUCAUGCUACAGACCGCGGACAUGUUAACAUUAUUAAACUCUUCGCUAAUUUUAAAUCAGAGAAACGCGAAUCACCGGAAACUAACAAGGACGAAAACUGGAUCGAGAUGAAACCAAUGUCGGAUCAUUCUCCGACUACGGUCAAAUGUCGACAGAAUAGUUGGGACAAUAUGCAAAAGGUCAUUGCCCGCGUUCGGAAAGAUUCUGUGGUAGAAAGACCAGACCUUAGCUUAAAAAUGGUGCGACCCCUUGAACCGACCAUAACGGUCACUGCGCCCGGAGAAGAGAGCCACACCGUCGUCAGCUUCGACGAUGAGACAAGUCCAACAAUUCCACAAAAACGGAUUCCUAGAUCCCCUAUCAGCACAAAGAAGGAUUUUAACUAUGCAGAGACCGAUUUGGAAAUUGAGGAUUUCAGUUUAGAAAGUUUGAGUGAUUUGAUCAGAACAGUUCGUCAAUGCGCUCAGGAGAUUCGAGAGAUUCAAGAACCACUUCAAAAUCCGAUUCUGUUAACUCCACCAAAAUCGGAAAGAAAACGAAAGGAGAAGAAAAAGGGGAAGGAAGGUGGAAAUCUCCGAGCGAAAAACACUGCGCUGAGACCCGAUUCUAUUCGUUUAGAAAUUCCAGAAACCCCUCGAACUCGCCCAAUGACAUUGUCCGACGAGGAGAAUGCUGUUGGUGACGUCGAUGCCUUGUCUCAAACAUGGCCACGACAAAAAGACAUGAGCACUGAGCGUCGGAUGCAACGACCUGAUUUGUUAGUGAAGCGGGCAUCCAGCAUGUCUCCAGCCAAACCUCGACAGAAAACAAACGGCGACGAAAAGCAUCUCUUUAGUAGAAUGAUAGAAAAAUUCACUCAUCGAAAAAAUCAAAAAUUGACAUCGUCUGCACCAGGCAACAUCGAUCAACCCAGCACUUCCGGUACCCAUGAUGCAAGGAUCACAAUUCCCAGCAUUCAUCAGAGUAUCAGCAAAACGCCAAUCAUUCGACAAGAUUCGAAAUCCAGUACAAAUUCUGGUUUUGAGAAUCCUGGUUACACAGUCGAAAUAAUCCCGCCCCCAGAACCGCCGCUGGAGCGUUACUAA